GUUCCCCCAGUCCAGCGCAGGCUCAGUGGCACGGCGGGGACAUCUUCCUCUGAUCACCACACGAUGGCCUCCGCUCCUGUGUUGAGUUUUCGCCUCCUCACUCCAGGAUGUGUGACUGCCUGCUGCAGAAUUUCCUCAUCACAAUUCACUACUGCUCACAAGCUCAAACCAUUUGGGGUUCAGUUUAUAAGAUGUAUCUUUUUGGAGCGUACCUCCUGCAGUGUUGUCCAUCCAGCUAUUGUUGGACCAUCUUACCCUGUACCCAAGCACAUAAAGAAGCCAGACUAUGUGACGACAGGCAUUAUACCAGACUGGGGAGACUGCAUCGAAAUUAAAGAUGAAGAUCAGAUUCAGGGUCUUCGACAAGCCUGUCAGCUGGCUCGCCAGAUCCUCCUCUUGGCUGGAAGUAGUUUAAAGGUCGGUAUGACAACUGAAGAGUUGGAUUACGUUGUUCAUCAUGAAGCAAUCAGAAAUAAUGCAUACCCAUCGCCAUUGGGUUAUGGAGGUUUUCCAAAAUCUGUUUGCACCUCUGUGAACAAUGUAGUAUGCCAUGGCAUACCUGACAGUCGACCUCUUCAGAAUGGAGACAUUAUCAACAUUGAUGUCACGGUGUAUUUUAAUGGGUAUCAUGGUGACACCUCUGAAACAUUCUUGGUUGGAAAUGUGGAUGAGUCUGGGCAAAAGCUCGUUGAGAUUGCCAGAAGAUGCAGAAAUGAAGCAAUUGCUGUUUGUAGGCCAGGAGCGCCACUGAAUGUAAUUGGAAACACAAUCAGUAAGAUAGCAGAUUCCAAUGGACUGCAAGUUUGUCCUUAUUUCAUCGGCCAUGGGAUAGGCUCUUAUUUUCAUGGGCAUCCUGAAGUUUGGCAUCAUGUUAAUACCAAUGACCUGAUGAUGGAAGAGGGAAUGACAUUUACAAUAGAGCCAAUUCUCAUGGAAGGAUCCACAGAAUUCAGAAUUUUGCAGGACGGCUGGACUGCACUGUCUGCUGAUGGCCUUAGAUCAGCACAGUUCGAACAUACUAUAGCAAUUACAUCAAAGGGAGCAGAAAUUUUAACCAAAUUGCCGGGGGAAGAUGCAGAGUAAACAGGAAGACCAGAGACCCCUUGCAGAUGCAGCAAUGAAAUGCCUUCUACCCAGAGUGUUUCAAGACCGCGCUGCUAACGUCGCUGGUGGACAGUCUUCUCUGCAGGACGGACAUUUGUCGCAUUUGAAAUUUGAUGCUUCUCCUCGUGAUAGUUUUGUUUUUCUUGAAAAACCAUAUUUGCUGCAUCGUUUUAAUAAAUGUUUUGAAAAUAAUGAUCCAAUAAAUGUGUUCUGUGCAUUGGUGCCAGAAUUGCAGCUGGUCGGACAAAUCUGUACUGUCCCCUUCCAGCGGUGUAGCGUGUGUUCAAAUGUGUGGAGAUUGAUGUGCUGUAUUUUGUGUGCUGGUGGAAAUGAAUGGACCAUAUGAAACGAUUUAAACAACCAAAUUACAGCGUUACCUAGUCGCCUAUUAGAGUUUGAAAGCUAUUUUUCAAGCAAACUGUAACUUCUGCUUACACUUAACUGAAGAACUGGUCUCGUGUUGACUAAGUAGUGAAAGCAGGCUUCCUUAUAUUUACGCUAAACCAGAAAAGAAAGUGUAAAGCAAGGACAACCGUACUGGUGUUUACAAAUUACAAAUUUACAAUUUGGUCGAUAAGGAUAAUACCGAGAUGGAUUUCACUCUUUCGACAAUAACUGGGGUCGAAAUUGUGUAACGUGAAAAGAUGGACUAAUUUAUCUACUUGCUAUCUUCCAUGUGUAUCAUAUGAAUGGGUGAAUGAAUAUCUUGAGUUAAUGUCCACAGGGACUAACUAGUUGAAAACUUUGCAUCGUGAGGUAUGAUGGUUAUCAUAUCGAAAUGAGUAACACAGAGUUGAUAUAAAGACUUAGGUUUUCAAAGAAUAUAUAUAAAUAUUGUAUUGAAAUGUGACUUUCAGCGCACAAUUAUUUUCUCUAUCGUUUUGAAUGACAGAGAAUCUGCAAUGAAGGUGGUCAUGACGGAAUUUGUUUGUCCUAUUCAGUGAUUGGCAGUAUUUAUUCGAGAAUGGGAUGGCAAAUUCAUUUCACAUACACUAUAUGGGGUUUUCAAGAGUGCGUGUUAAGUGUGAUUUGCUGCAAUGUAAAGAGUUCUGAAUAUAGGGAAGACAGAUAAAGAAAUAAUUGGUGGAUAAAUAAGAAAGCCAGUAUGUUUGUAUUUGAAUCGCCAUCACUUUCACUUUGUAAUGAAAUUCAGUAUGGUCCUCCAGUUACCUAGUGCCUGACUUUUGUAUGGUGGACGUUGUCACUGUAUCGUUACGUUUAAUACUAUAGCUAAAUCCUUCAAACGCUGAAAGAACAUUUUCUGUACUUCGAAAGCCAAUCGGGAUGUGAUCCAGAAUUGAGUUUUUAAUCUGCAUUUUUCAAUUUUAUUUUGUAAAAAUGCACCAAAAUUGAAUAAUUAAUUUCAGGAAUCGCUAGUCCUCGACCCUGGCUGUUGAAAUUUCCAGUGUUCGCUUUGCGUAUAAAAUAAUGUUAAUCUUAAAAAGAAUGAUUUAAAUUCCUAUCACUUUGAUGUAUCGAGAGGUGGCAUUUAAUACCUGUUUUGGUCAGUGAGCAGACAUACCAAACUGAAUUUUAAUUCCAAGAAACAUGUAAAUAUUAUCACUGACCCUAAUUAUGACGUUUAGGGAUUUGCCUGCUAUAAACCCAACCCCUGCCGCAUCGGAAAGAAUGGAAUUGUAAACCUAACAGCAUUUCAGUCAUUGAUCAUUCGAUAUAUUGUGUGUGCUACAUGUUUAACUUAGUAUUUUGUAAAAUCCCAAGUACUCUGAAUAAUACUGUACUUUUUUUUUAGCAACCAAAAUUCAGUAAAGACUGAAACAAAAUCAGUGAUUACUGAAAGAGGGGAACGUUUCACGUGAAAGCUUUGCUUAAAUCUUAAAACUUGCUAGCCAUAAACCGGAAAGAGCGAAUGCCUUGGGUACACAUCAUCGUUGAAGUGGAAAACAGUAACUGUAGCCAGCAGGAAAAUAAUCAGCGAUUACUGUGCGCAAAAUGGUUUGGCGAUUUCUCCUUGCCACUGUCUUACACUUUAUUUGCAGGUUCUCUUUCACGGGUUAAAAUUGUCUCGUUGAAAGUUUACGCCAUUUUGUUUCCAAUUCCUGUGUGCUCAUUGUUGUCAUUUUUAUUUAUUGGGAGGAAGAAAUCGAGUCACUUUUUUCAAACCAAACAUGACUUCAUCUUUUAUUUAGCUAGAAGUUGUUUUAUAAUAUUAAUCCUUUUUACGGCUCGGCUAAAGGUCAUAAAAGCAUAAAUCUAUCGAAAUGAGACUUGUCACUUAAAUUGUGUAUGUAAUUAAAUAAUUAAUGAUAGUAACACGCACGCAAGAAAAGUCCUAUCUUGUGUUUAGAUAUUUGUUAAACGCUGAAUGUUAGAGAUCAUACGUAAGAUUGUGUUCUGUUUGCUAUGAAAAACAUCUAUUUGCAAGUUAGUCUGGCAGUCUUCUUCGGCUGACUUGUGAUUAUGAGAACAAGCAAAAUUUUACAAGUGCUCCUAUAUUGAACAUACUUUUGAUGUUAUCAAAACAGCACUGUGAUUAACAGCCCUCGGGGUCAGACAUUAAUUGGUCAGCGAUCAUACAGAGAAAGAAACACAACACGUUUAAAGUGUGACUACAAUGCUUCAAUGCAUCCCUUAAAUGUGGAGAUGUGGUGCACUUUAGAUUUUUCUCGCUUUAACAAACUUGACAAAAUAUAUAUUCGUGCUGUUGGGAUUCGUGUGGCAUCUGGAGACAAUCACACACACGUCGGAAGAAUUAAGUUAAGAUUGUCACGUUAGCCCCGAGUGGAUUUCAGAGCAGAUUAAUUCUGCCUGUUUACAAGAUCUUUAGAUAAAAACGUCUCUGUUCAUUUUAAAUAUUAGAGGAAUUGAACCAAAUCGACACCUAAACUGUUGGUGGUGUAAGUUUCAUCUGAAACAGGAGCAGAGUCAGAUAAAGGUACCGUGGUGGAAAGUGGAGAAGUCAGGUUUAAUGGGAAAGGGAAAAAAAUCCGCAAACCCCGAA
Messenger RNA from Chiloscyllium plagiosum (whitespotted bambooshark), 4066 nucleotides. RefSeq names its product methionyl aminopeptidase type 1D (mitochondrial) (gene metap1d). Gene Ontology annotation, molecular function: metalloaminopeptidase activity. Gene Ontology annotation, biological process: proteolysis. Lineage: Eukaryota; Metazoa; Chordata; Chondrichthyes; Orectolobiformes; Hemiscylliidae. The record is from RefSeq and is a predicted model, not a curated record.